AUGGCGAUGCCGGAGCCCGUCUCCCCGGGCAGCUGGGUGCCCCCACCCAGCCCUCCCCAUCAUCCCCCCGCUAUGGACGGAUCCCUCGUCCCCGUCGGCGGAAACGUGACGGAGCCACCGGUCGGAGCCCUGGAGUCCUACUGCCGGAUGCUGCUGGAGGUCCCCGUCCCCCCAGACCAGAUCCCCUGGUUCUGUCUCUGCACACAGUGCCAGAGCACCCAGGGGCCCAAAGGAGACCCAGGAGACCGGGGACUGCCAGGUCGUCCAGGCAGCCCUGGAAAAAGAGGGAUGUUGGGGUUCAGAGGUCCUCCUGGUUUUGUGGGAAAACAAGGCGUCAAAGGACAGAAAGGGGACCAGGGGGAGAAGGGGGACAGAGGACUUCAAGGUUUUGUGGGACCCAAAGGAGACAGAGGCUUCAAAGGAGACAAAGGAGAGCGAGGUUUAGAGGGACGCCUGGGGGAUCAGGGUCCUAAAGGAGAUGAUGGAGUCUGUCCAGAGGCCUGUGAGUCCAGCCAGGGCACCCCAGGAUACCCUGGUCUGCCUGGUCCUGCAGGGCCCAGAGGUCUGGCUGGUACCCAAGGACCGCCGGGGCUCAGUGGCCUUAAGGGUGACAUGGGUGAUAUGGGUCUCCCUGGUGCUCCUGGAUCUGUAGGUGGGAAAGGAGAUCCAGGUCCACAGGGGGACUGUAACUGUACAGAUGGAGAAAAUGGGAGUCCAGGGCAGAUGGGGGACAAGGGGGACAAGGGGGACCAGGGACAGAUGGGGCUUGCUGGGCAGAUAGGGCCACAGGGGGAUAAGGGAGACAUGGGGUACAUGGGGAUGAUGGGUCCUCCUGGUCCCUGCAUGCCCAGCAUCCAGUCGGCCUUCGCUGCAGGGCUAACGUCUAGUUACCCCCCCCCAAACGCCCCUGUGGUUUUCUCCCACGUCCUCUACAACAUCCAGGAGAGUUACGACGCCAGCACCGGACUCUACACCGCACCCAUCGACGGCACCUACGUCUUCAGCUACCACCUCACCGUCCACCAACGGGUCCUCAAGGUCGGCCUCUUUCAUAACUUCGCUCCGGUCAUCAAAACCACGGACCCCAAAGUGUUAGGGACCACCUCACACACCGUCGUCCUGCAUCUGGACCGUGGGGACCGGGUCUGGAUUCAGGUGAAGGAUGUGAUCACCAACGGCAUGUAUGCCGGGGCCGAGUCAAGCAGUACCUUCUCUGGCUUCUUGCUGCACCCAGACACAUGUGAAAUGGCAUUUCUCAGAAGCCCCAUGCCCAUGAUGAGCACACUUGAGGGCAGGUACACCUGGGCCACCGCCCAACCCCCUACCUCACCUGCUGGAGGAUCCAACUAA
Molecule: messenger RNA, 1350 nt
Organism: Anoplopoma fimbria (sablefish)
Lineage: Eukaryota; Metazoa; Chordata; Actinopteri; Perciformes; Anoplopomatidae
Product: otolin-1
Exons: 4
Coding region: 1-1350 (449 amino acids)
Molecular function (GO): protein binding
Source: RefSeq, a predicted model, not a curated record